Aureobasidium vineae is the source of this 2394-nucleotide messenger RNA. The record is from the annotation of a GenBank genome assembly. Lineage: Eukaryota; Fungi; Ascomycota; Dothideomycetes; Dothideales; Saccotheciaceae.
AUGGCCAACGACGAUGCAUACACUUACGAUGCUCACGAUAUACGACCCGAUGACAGCAUCAGCCGCCGAGGAGACCAGGCCAGCGUCAGAAGCGCCGGUAUGAAGUCGACGGCCUCUUCGUUUGACGACGGCCCAGCAGACUCGCACAUAUCCCAUUCGACCUACAAGAAUGAGCGACCCACGACUCCUCCCUCCCGGCCGACUUCGAUACUCUCGUCGCAAUCACAGACGCCAGCCACCGUCUCUGGCAACAAGGAAAGAGUGAGGUACAGCUGGCAGUCGAUACACGAGGAUGAGCCCAACAGGCCAAGGAUACACAUUGUCAAGAUUGUCUCGAAUACCGCAACGGCAUCGGCAGCCUCUCCUCAAGGAGAAGCCUUGGCCUUUUCGCUGUCGCCUGCUGGAAAGAGGAUUGCUGCAUACAACUCGGCCAGGCUGUUCAUCUUCCAGACCGCUGCCUUGCCCGUCAACGUCUCGCAUGAAUAUGCUUUACGAAGACGACCGCUGGCUGUCGAGAUCUGCGACGAGGCCAAUGUUCUUGCUGUUCUUGUUGACGAGCACACAGUCAACGUCUACGACUUGUCGCGCAAUAACGCUCGUCGCGUGAGGACUGUUCGCACUGACCUGCCGACAUCUACCAUCGCUUUGUCUUCCACUGGUGGCCUCCUCGCUGCAGCGUACGAAGGUGGCGUCGAGGUCUUUUCCCUGGCUCCAAAUGCUCUCAUCACUGAUCGACGUGCCGCGAGAGCGCCAAAGAUGGAUAAAUUGGUCUUUUCCCAGGACGACUCGACUCUGCUUGGUACAACCACUCGCAUCUUUGUCUCAUCCACACUUGUCAUUUCUGUACCGAUAUUUCCUCACGACUCUUCGACUGAAUCUUCACACCAAGAACUGCAAGAAGCCUGGUGCACGGGUAUGCUGGAACCGCAAAACAUCAAGAACAGCAGCCAUGCUACUUUCAUGCGCGAACAAGGAGCCAUGGCCAACGACAAGCUCUUUGCCUGGAACGGCCUUGAAGACACAUUUGGUGUUCUUCAUGCUCAUGAUAUGGUAUAUGGUCAGGUCGACUUUCCGGUAGCCAUAUCUCCUCCAUUGUCUACUUGUGGAGGAUUGGGAGCUGCCAUUCACCACUGCCCGUCUAUCGACGAACAUGGAAAGAUUGUGGCCAUGAUUGUCAACGAUCGCACAAUUCGCUUAUAUCUAGUCCCCCAAGAGGCUGAAGAUGGUAUUACGAAGACGGAAGCACACAGUAUCGACCACGAGUUGGAUGAAGAGUAUGGUUGUCCAUUCACUGAUCUUCGGUGGGUCCAUUCCCGUCUCAACUUGCCGGCUUCUGCGCAGUCGCCUCAUCAAAUCAGAGGCAGGUUGGUAGUCACAAGUCCUGGAUCGUUGGUUGAUGCAGAACAAGCGGAGAUGAAUGUGCAAGAUAUUGAGGGCGGUCGGAUCAUCCUGUUUGACUUUGACCCGCAAUUUGCUGGUCAGCCUGGCCAGACUUUUGUGUUUCAUGUUGGCAAAGCUCCACCCGUGACGCUCGAGGAAGAGAAGAUGGAUGUUGUCGACGAAAUUGCGUUGGUGCGACGGCGGACUGUAACCUCGACUCGUAGCAAUACGCUUGGGAAGAAAACUCCUUCGCUUGGGAGAGCUGCCACAACAGUGUCGCGACGCCAGGAUAUCUCUCCUUAUCGGAAUGGAAGCCCGGCUGGGUCUAUACAGCAGCUAUCCUUGAAUACUUCGCCAUGGAGGAAUCGUCGGGUCAGCUCUUCUGUGGUCUCUUUGUCUGCUGAUGCAACGCGAUCAUUACCCGACCUACUCGAAGCAAGCGAAUUGGCCGCCGAGUCGCUUGAACAGCCAUAUACCCAGGGAGCACCUCGCUCAUACAUGUCAAUCGAGCGCGCAGCCACUGCUGCAAACGCACAUCGUUUCCAAGCACUUGAAGAAGACGAAGCAGAAUCGGAGCAUCCAGGAGAUCUUCCGUUGCCUGCCUAUACUGAGCAUCCAAAUCAACCACUGCCGGGCAAAUAUCGCGCGCUUGCAGGCUUGGAUAUACCAACGCAUGGACGCUUUGCACAGCAGAAUAGUGCGCCUCCGUCUACAAUCCACACUGCACCUCCGACAGUCCCCGAGCAUCGAUUCCCUACUCCAACUUCAACUUUGUCACCUGCAUAUGCCGUUCCCCAAUCCACGCCCUCAUACACCGCUUCUACGAGUCCCAGUAGACCUAUUGCCACUUCAGCUGCCAGAAGUGACUAUAGUCUCAGUCCAGUCACGACUAGAUCUGCAACCCUGCGCACCCAACCAUCCUGGGAAACCAUCAGUACAUCUGCACACAUCACACCUCAUGGGCCUUCGACAUNNUACGCUCGCAACCAAGUUGGGAAAGCGGACGCACGAUGA